This is a messenger RNA of Anopheles aquasalis, 1523 nucleotides long. RefSeq names its product Acetyl-CoA acetyltransferase 2 (gene Acat2). Lineage: Eukaryota; Metazoa; Arthropoda; Insecta; Diptera; Culicidae. The record is from RefSeq and is a predicted model, not a curated record. Gene Ontology annotation, molecular function: acyltransferase activity, transferring groups other than amino-acyl groups.
GCGCAAACAGCAACAGCUCGCAAGCCCACCCCGCGAAAGGGGUAUAGAUUUCGUGGUCGGGUGGUGAAAGCGUGCGAUGAGGAAACCCGUUUCGGCGUAACCGCGGUCCGAGUGAAGCGCGGCUGUGAAAAGCCGAAUUCCGCGAGUCGAGAUUCGUGUCUAGCCCCACGCUGACGUGUUCCGGUAACGCGCUCUGCUACGUUUUCCACCGCACACGCAGCCACCCGGUAACAAACUUUCUUCGAGGAUCAUCCCGUACUAACGCCACCAAACAUGACAUCACCAGCGGGCGAAGUUUUCAUCGUAUCGGCGGCCAGAACACCGAUCGGUAACUUCAUGGGUACACUGGCGUCGUUAUCCGCGGCCGAACUCGGUGCGGUAACGGUGCAGGAAGUGCUGAAACGUGCCGGCGUCGAGGGUAGCGAUGUCAGUGAGGUCAUUCUCGGACAGGCCCUUACCGCAGGCCAAGGUCAAAAUACGGCCCGCCAAGCAUCGAUCAAGGCCGGUGUACCGAAGGAAGUUCCGGCGUACACCAUCAACAUGCUGUGCGGUUCGGGACUGAAAACGGUGGCCCUCGGUUAUCAGGCGAUUCGUUGUGGCGAUGCCAGCAUUGUCGUUGCCGGCGGUCAGGAAUCGAUGUCCAAGUCACCGCACGUGCUCCAUCUCCGUGCUGGCACCAAGAUGGGCGAAGCGAAAAUGGUCGAUACGAUGUUGCACGAUGGAUUGACCGAUGCGUUCCACGAUCUGCACAUGGGCAUUACGGCGGAAAAUCUGGCCAAAGAGUACGAGAUAAGCCGGGAGGCACAGGAUGCGUUCGCGGCCCAGAGCCAGCAGCUGACGGAGGAAUCGCAAAAGAAGGGCUACUUCAAUGACGAGAUCGUUCCUGUUCCGGUCGUGGGACGCAAGGAAACCGUGCAGUUUGCGGUGGAUGAGUACCCGAAGCAUGGUACGACGGUGGAAUCGUUGGCCAAGCUGCGACCGUGUUUUAUCAAGGAUGGAACCGUCACACCGGGUAACGCGUCGGGCAUAAACGAUUCCGCUGCCGCCGUGCUGCUGAUGGCCGGUUCGGAGGUUGAGAAGCGUGGUGCCAAACCGUUGGCAAAGAUCGUGGCGUACGCGCAAACUGGCAUCUGUCCGAAGACGAUGGGAGCGGGGCCGAUCUCGGCGGUGCGGGCUGUGCUUCAGAAAGCCGGUUGGAAGCUGGAAGAUGUUGAUCUGUUUGAGCUGAACGAGGCAUUCGCUGCCCAGGCGCUCGCCGUUAACAAGGGCCUUGGCGUCGAUCCAGCGAAGGUUAAUGUUGGUGGUGGUGCGAUCGCUCUUGGACAUCCGAUUGGUGCCUCCGGAUGUAGAGUGCUGGUAACGCUCCUGUACGCACUACGGCGGACCGGUGGCAAGAAAGGUGUUGCCUCGCUGUGCGUCGGCGGUGGCAUGGGUGUCGCUUUGGCCGUCGAAAUGGUGUGAGAGAGUGAGAUUUCGUUUUCGAGGCGGAAUCGAAUCCAUGUUAUACAUUCGUUUAUUCUUCA